Messenger RNA from Engraulis encrasicolus (European anchovy), 831 nucleotides. RefSeq lists its product as uncharacterized. The transcript has 6 exons. Gene Ontology annotation, molecular function: sequence-specific DNA binding. NCBI's taxonomy places the organism in Eukaryota, Metazoa, Chordata, Actinopteri, Clupeiformes, Engraulidae. Bases 64 to 831 code for a protein of 255 amino acids. The record is from RefSeq and is a predicted model, not a curated record.
UGUAUAUAUUUUAAGUCACUGGUUUCAACUGGCAUAACGGAGACUGCAAGAAUUGAAGACAAAAUGGUUCGCACUUGUGUGUAUCCCGGUUGCGGCAGGGAAAUGAGGAAAUACUACCCUGAAAGUUUUCACAGGAUACCUCUACAUGACGAAGUCUUCAGGCUGUGGCUUGAUGUGUUGCAACUUGAUGUCAACACACCUAUCCCCACACUGAAAGAGCAGGAUUACCGUGUGUGUAGUGCACAUUUUGACCCAGAUGACUUCAUCCCUGACAGAGGCCAAGCUCAGCCAAGGAAAAAAACUCGUCUGCGGAGAGGUGCCAUACCAAAAGCGGCGCAACUUGAACCCAUGGAGACCACAGCCAGUGAUGUCACCAGAUCCACCAAUGUGCCAAGACAAGUUCUGUCCAGUCCACUCCCUAGACCACCAGCUACUGGAGCACACCCGCUUCUCUGGAAGCCAGCAGAGACCACAGCCAGAUCCACCCGUGUCCCAAGACUAGUUCUGUCCAGUCCAUUCUCCUCCUCAUCCUCCACACGGCAGACACACAUCAGGCAACCAGCUACUGGAGCAGGACCUCUUCUCUGGAAACAAGCCGUGUUGGAUGAUGGGCCGUCCUCUCCUGUUGCCAUGCCAACCCCUGCUGAGAGUCCCCCGAGUCUGCUGCUAACGGUGUGUGGUCGUGGAGUAUCCAACGAGGUGUCGGUCCAGACAGCAGCAGGAGAGGAGGAGAUAAAAGAGGAAGAGGAAGAGCUUCAAGGACAUGGUUGCCCAGGUGACACCAGAGUUCUAAAGUUCUACAUGGUUGUCCAGGUGACACCAGAGUUCUAA